Messenger RNA from Effrenium voratum, 1128 nucleotides. The record is from the annotation of a GenBank genome assembly. NCBI's taxonomy places the organism in Eukaryota, Dinophyceae, Suessiales, Symbiodiniaceae.
AGUGGCGUGGCCACGGGCGGCAUGGCCGCUGAUGGACUCCACAGACAUCGGCGUUUGCGCAAGCUUCUUGGAUGGCGAUGUCGCGGCGCAAGAGGCGCUCUCCGCGGGCAUCCAGGCCGUUGUCUCAGCCAUGUCUGGAGAGGUGCGCUUCACUAACGAGAACGAGGUCGCCUUCGCGAAGCUGCGCCUGGGCUGCCGCCACGGGGGCGCGCAUGGCGGCGCCGCCCUGAGGCAGGUGCAGCCCCAGCAGCAGGCGGUGGUGGUGUCCUUUUUGGCCCGGAUGGCGGGCCGGCGCCGGCGCUGUGCCGCGCGGCGGGUGCAGGAGUUGGGCUGCAUCUUGGCCAAGGCUUCGGCCUCCUGGCAGGAGCUCCUGGCCAAGGAGGAACCGCUGGGUGGGCCGUCCGGUCUCUUAGCCGAAGAGUUGAAGGCGCUGGCGACAGGACAGGCCGAGCCUGAGAGGCAGAUAGAGAACGAGGCCAGGGUUUUCCUUCGCGAGAAGCAGACUCAGCGGUAUUUGUCCAUCGUGAGCUCACCGAACGGACAUGGCUUGGUGGCAAUGACGGACGUGCCAGUGUCGCUUUUUGUGUGUCAUCUGGAUGGCAAAGGUACCGAUAGCUUCGCGUCAUCCAGCACUGAGGCCUGUGAAGAGAGUUUGAAGACGAGGCUAUCAGAGCUCGAAGAGACUCUGGAUAUAGGCUUCGCGCAUGAGGGCAUCCCAUCGUUUGGAGGCUUCCUUUGUUCCAGGAGACGCAUUUUGGCGGAUGUGGAGUUGUCCUGCUCCAGCAAGAGCUUCGGAAAGCGCGAGCGCUUUCGCUGGGGGCCGGAUGCGUCGUUGCAACAUCAAUUCACUGAAAUGUGGCUUUCCGUGGACCUCGCCAGUCCGCAGAAGGUGUUCCUGAGCGCUGAACGCAGCGAGCGCGGUGCUUGGGAGGCCGUUGCUGCACUUUGAUGACUAGGUGCGGGAGGAUCAGCCGUUUGAAGGUGUGAUCCGGGAGCAGUUUACAGCUGCACUGUACAGACUUUUGGCUUCUGUGUUGACAGAGCCUGGGGGGUGUAAGGGGAGCGACAAGAUGGGGCCUCAGGAGUUGGAUGCCAUCUUUCUGGCAAUCGCGUAGAUCAGAAUCUUGG